Hipposideros armiger (great roundleaf bat) is the source of this 1491-nucleotide messenger RNA. RefSeq names its product replication factor C subunit 2 (gene RFC2). Gene Ontology annotation, biological process: DNA repair; DNA-templated DNA replication. Bases 55 to 1113 code for a protein of 352 amino acids. NCBI's taxonomy places the organism in Eukaryota, Metazoa, Chordata, Mammalia, Chiroptera, Hipposideridae. The record is from RefSeq and is a predicted model, not a curated record. The transcript is spliced from 11 exons. Gene Ontology annotation, cellular component: nucleus; DNA replication factor C complex. Gene Ontology annotation, molecular function: ATP hydrolysis activity; DNA clamp loader activity; DNA binding.
GCGUGAUGGCGUCAUGUGGCGGGGACUUAGGCGGCGGGAAGAGCCGGCGGAAGAAUGGAGGUGCCGGAGGGACUCCGUGGCGCGGGCGAGUCCGGGGCUCAGGGCUCUGCCCCUGCCCCCACCAAGGCCUCCGGCAGCGCCGGCCACUACGAACUGCCGUGGGUUGAAAAAUAUAGACCAGUAAAAUUGAAUGAAAUUGUCGGGAAUGAAGACACCGUAAGUAGGCUAGAGGUCUUUGCAAGAGAAGGGAAUGUACCUAAUAUUAUCAUCGCGGGGCCCCCGGGAACUGGCAAAACCACAAGCAUUCUGUGUUUGGCACGAGCCCUUCUGGGCCCAGCUCUCAAGGACGCCGUUUUGGAACUCAAUGCCUCAAAUGACAGGGGCAUUGAUGUUGUGAGGAACAAAAUCAAAAUGUUUGCCCAACAGAAAGUCACCCUUCCCAGAGGGCGACACAAGAUCAUCAUCCUGGAUGAAGCAGACAGCAUGACUGAUGGAGCCCAGCAAGCCUUGAGGAGAACCAUGGAAAUCUACUCCAAAACGACACGCUUUGCGCUUGCUUGCAAUGCUUCAGAUAAAAUCAUAGAGCCCAUUCAGUCAAGGUGCGCCGUCCUCCGCUACACCAAGCUGACUGAUGCCCAGAUCCUUGCAAGGUUAAUGAAUGUGAUCGAGAAGGAGAAGGUGCAGCACACCGACGAUGGUCUGGAAGCCAUUAUCUUCACCGCCCAGGGAGACAUGAGGCAGGCACUGAACAACUUGCAGUCCACUUUCUCAGGAUUCGGCUUUAUUAACAGUGAGAAUGUGUUCAAGGUCUGCGAUGAGCCCCACCCCCUGCUGGUGAAGGAGAUGAUCCAGCACUGUGUGAAGGCCAAUAUCGACGAAGCCUACAAGAUUCUCGCUCACCUGUGGCAUCUCGGCUAUUCACCGGAAGACAUCAUUGGCAACAUUUUUCGAGUGUGUAAAACCUUCCAAAUGGCAGAAUAUUUGAAACUGGAGUUUAUUAAGGAAAUUGGAUAUACUCAUAUGAAAAUAGCGGAAGGUGUGAACUCCCUCCUGCAGAUGGCAGGGCUCCUGGCCAGGCUGUGUCAGAAGACAAUGGCCCCAGUGGCCAGUUAGAUGACGAGCUCAUGGACUGGGUUCCGAGAAUCCCAGAAAGAGGAGUCCCAGCCUUUUGCUCUGGGAGAAGAUGCUGCCCCGAUGGCCCUGGAACGCGCCUUCCUCUAACACGCUGUGCAUGGGCUUCCCGGUGCUUCCACACAGACCCAUGAGCGUCUGCACUCAGCUCCAGACUUAGGGAUGUGGUGACGGGGGUGGGGGCGUGGGGCAGAGAACCUUCGGGGCAGGGCACCCAGUCUGGGCGUGUGUUGGCAUUUUAGCUGAUAAAACUACAAUGUUGUUGGCCAUAAUGUGGCAACAAAAGGCCGCAAGGAGAGCCAGCUUUUUGUCUCUGUGCAUGCUUCUUGCCUCCUAAUAAAAAAGGUGAUUUAGAUAAUA